Xyrauchen texanus (razorback sucker) is the source of this 957-nucleotide messenger RNA. Its product is annotated as interferon alpha-inducible protein 27-like protein 2A. The transcript is spliced from 4 exons. NCBI's taxonomy places the organism in Eukaryota, Metazoa, Chordata, Actinopteri, Cypriniformes, Catostomidae. Gene Ontology annotation, biological process: apoptotic signaling pathway. The record is from RefSeq and is a predicted model, not a curated record. Bases 63 to 380 code for a protein of 105 amino acids. Gene Ontology annotation, cellular component: mitochondrion; membrane.
GUACAAACGCUGCUCGUGUCAUUCGGCUGUUCUCUGUCGUUUAAUUUAAACUCUUUUAAAUAAUGUCGAGAGGACUAUUCACCAUUAUUGGGGUUACAGCUGGGGCUGCUGGUGCAGUUGCGUUGGCUCCACUGGCUCUCACUGCAGCUGGAUUCUCCUCCGCCGGUAUCGCAGCAAGUUCUCUGGGGGCCAGCCUGAUGUCAUCAGCAGCCAUAGCCAAUGGGGGUGGUGUGGCUGCUGGAAGUUUGGUCGCUGCCCUCCAGUCAGCAGGUGCUGCUGGGUUGUCUGCAGCUGCUACAGCAGGUGUGGCAUCUGUGGGUGGAGCCACUGGUGCAGUAUUAGGUGGAGCUGUUCAUUUUUUGAAAAGGUUGAGAAAAUAAGGAAUUUACUGGAGUCCAAUGAGCAUCUGUUGACAAAUGAAGACAAAGUCUGCACACUCAACUGUUAUAAAAGGAGUUUGUCAGCACCUUGAUGUCAUGAUAAAAUUUGCACAUCCUAUAAGGAUCACAAGUGUUUAAAUAUAAAAGCAAUGUAUAUUUUGUCUGUCAUGAACGUUUAAAACAAGUCAUUGUUUUAGGUUCUUUUGUAUUGUGAAGUUAAAUAAAAAAAAAAUAAUAAUAAUUCAAAUCUUAAAUGUAUGCAUGCAUAACCCCUGUCUCCUACCAACAGGCCAUCAAAAAGCCCUGCCACAGAAAAGGGAAAAUUGUGUAAGUUUUGCUGUGUCACAAUUAAAAUGAACACUUUAAAGUGUUUUGUACUGUAACAAAUUUAACUUGCCUUCCUCAAAGCGCUGACACAACAUAGAAUCAUGGAAAAUUCAUGAGUCAUGCACUGAGCCAGGCCAUUUGGAAUCCAAGCUUGUGAUCAUGCAUUCAUGAUCACAAGUCAUCUGCAGAUGAAAUGCACAGUAAAUCAUUGUCCUAUCUGUUAGUUACUAUUAAAUUGCAAAUAAAAAUA